UCCGGUCUGGUCAGACGAGGUAUAGGAGUGUUAUUCAUAAAGAACUACGGGAGCAACAAAAGAUCUAGGUUGCUACUUAUCAACUGACAGAAAUUUAAACAACAUACAGAAGAAAAAUGUCGUACAGAGACAGAAUGUUCGAUUCAUCGAGUCGGUCAGACAGAAAAGGGUUUGGUGGCAGUUCAGGAAAAUUGCCUGGUGGAUUUCCAUCUCGUUUUGGUCAGGGAGGCAGUAGUGGAGGUGGCCGCUUUGGAAGUGGAGGUAGAGGAGGUGGUGGUGGUGGAGGAGGAUUUGGUGGUGGAAUGCGUGGCAAACUGGACAAAAACAGUCAGCCUGGUCAAAACCUCCGGAAACCAAGAUGGGAAUCUGAAAGGCUAAUACCAUUUGAGAAGAACUUCUACCGUGAACACCCAAAAGCUGCUAACAGAGAUCCUAAUGAAAUUGCUGCAUACUUUGAUGCAAACAAGAUCACCUUUAAAGGAAGCAACCCUCCAAAACCUGUUUUAACAUUUGAUGAAGCAGGAUUUCCAGAGUAUGUAAUGGCAUCAUUCAGACGUCAAAGUUGGGGUUGUCCAACAGCCAUUCAAGCAGCUGGCUGGCCCAUUGCUUUGUCUGGAAGGGACUUCGUGGGAAUUGCUCAAACAGGUUCUGGAAAAACUGCUGGUUUCAUCUGCCCAGCUACUGUACACAUCAUGGCUCAGCCUCAUCUGCAACCACGUGAUGGACCUAUUGUGUUGGUAUUGGUUCCUACUCGUGAGUUGGCCCAGCAGGUACAGGAAGUUGCCAUUGAAUUUGGUCAGAGCUCUAGAAUAAGAAGUGUUUGUGUUUAUGGUGGAUCUCCGAAAGGCCCACAAAUAAGGGACUUGGAAAGAGGUGCUGAAAUCUGCAUUGCCACUCCAGGAAGACUCAUUGAUUUACUUGAAGCUGGAAAGACAACCUUGAAAAGAACCACAUACUUAGUUCUUGAUGAAGCAGACAGAAUGUUGGACAUGGGAUUUGAGCCUCAGAUCCGUAAAAUUUUGGAGCAGAUUCGUCCUGAUCGACAGACUCUUAUGUGGAGUGCAACAUGGCCAAAGGAAGUGAGGAAACUUGCUGAAGAUUUCCUUAAGGAGUAUGUACAACUCAACAUUGGUGCUUUACAGUUGAGUGCCAAUCACAACAUUCUUCAGAUCAUUGAUGUGUGCAAUGACUCGGAAAAGGAUUACAAGUUGCUGAAGUUGCUUGAGGAGAUUAUGCAAGAAAAGGAAAACAAGACACUAGUGUUUACAGAGACAAAGAGGAGAGCUGAUGAAUUGUCCCGUAAAAUGAGGAGAGAAGGAUGGCCAGUGAUGUGUAUUCAUGGCGACAAGUCCCAGCCAGAGAGAGACUGGGUACUCAGUGAAUUCAGGAAUGGCCGCACACCAAUUCUUAUUGCCACAGAUGUAGCAUCCAGAGGUCUAGAUGUGGAAGACAUUAAGUUUGUCAUAAACUUUGACUACCCCUCAAGCUCUGAGGACUAUGUACAUAGAAUUGGGCGUACUGCCAGAGCAGGCAACACAGGAACUGCAUACACAUUCUUCACCCCAGACAAUGUCAAACAAGCCAAUGACCUUGUCAAUGUACUGCGAGAAGCCAACCAAGUCAUCAAUCCUAAACUCCUUCAAUUGGCAGAGAACUCCAGAUUUGGAUACAAAGGUCGCAGUAGGGCACGAGGACGAGAUGAUAGAGGUGGUCGAUUUGGGAAUCGUGAUUCAUUUGGCUCAAGAGAUAGAGGAUCGUCUCGUGGAGGACGGGGUGGAUAUGGAGGAAGCAGGGGUGGUUAUAGUGAUGGUGGUGGCUCCAAUUUCAACAGAGAUAGGCCUAGUGGGAAUUCUGCUGGUGGAGGUAGCAGGUUCUCAAGUCAGGGGGCCUCAAGGUUUGGGGGGGCUAAUAAUAGUUCAAACAAUAACACCUACAACAGCAAUACCUCUAAAAGCUAUGGACAAGGAAGCAACAACAAUUAUGGCAGUCAAAAUUCCAUCAAUGGUGGAAGUUUUGGAGGUCAGCAACAUCAUCAGCAGCAACAACCUCAACAGAAUGGAUAUGCUAACAGCAAUGGAGUAAGCAACACUGGUGGUAAACCCAAGGACUUGCAAAAUAUGGCUUACAUGUAUAGUCAAUGGAUGCAGCAAUCUCAAAAACCUAACCAACCCCCUCUCCCCAGUGGCAAUCCACCACCACCACCCAAGUUCCCUCCCCCACCUCCCCCAUCUAUGUGAUGAUAAAAAAUUAUAGGAUUCAGGAAAAAAUAUGGUGCAAGUGGAAUUUUAUUUAUUGUUAAAUUUACUUUUAGUUCCACUAGCUGUCGACGUAGUGUUCCAUGGUGGUGAAGUCAGUUGGUCGAUAUUGUAUGCAUGGAAGGAGGUGUGCAAGUGUUUUUGAAUGAGUGUUGUGUGUAUGCGUGAAUGCUUGGUAGUGUCAUAUAAAGUGAACAUUUCAUCUGUCGGCGUCAGGUUCAUCAUUUACUGACCAUGGUUGAAGAUAUUUCUGAGGAGAGACCAGUUGUUAAUGAUGCACUCUAUUUUUGAGUCAUCUAUCAGAUAUAUUUUCCCAAAUUAAAGAGCAUCGUUGAACAAGGUACUUAUUCAAAGGAUAUUUAACUGUCUCUCCACAAAAUCUUCAAGUGAAAUCCAGAAGUUAUUGGACAGUUGAUAUUUGGUAUUUUACAAUCUUUUUACAAUGCUUGAAUUUUUUUCAGGGAACAAUUUUUUUAAUAUCAUUGGAUAAUCUCUUCCGUGUUUGGAGAGUAAAAAAUGAUGGGAUCACAGGGAUGCCACAAUUUCUUGGAAGGGAGGUGGGGAUGUUGGUAGACCAAUUUUUGGACAGGAUGGGGUUUUUCAAUUUUAGUCAUUCAAUAACAUUUUACGUAUUUGGUUCUCAUCAGGCAUGAGUAAAUGUUGCUCGAUGUUCUUUUCAAAUUAAAUUUCAGUAUCUGAA
Ylistrum balloti is the source of this 2955-nucleotide messenger RNA. RefSeq lists its product as uncharacterized. Gene Ontology annotation, cellular component: ribonucleoprotein complex; cytoplasm; nucleus. Bases 117 to 2237 code for a protein of 706 amino acids. The record is from RefSeq and is a predicted model, not a curated record. Lineage: Eukaryota; Metazoa; Mollusca; Bivalvia; Pectinida; Pectinidae. Gene Ontology annotation, molecular function: RNA binding; ATP binding; RNA helicase activity. The transcript has 13 exons.